Messenger RNA from Porites lobata, 14780 nucleotides. The record is from the annotation of a GenBank genome assembly. Lineage: Eukaryota; Metazoa; Cnidaria; Anthozoa; Scleractinia; Poritidae.
CUCAAAUCUCGAAGCAUUCGCCAUGUGGCUGUCAUAAAUUGUUUCGCUUUUUCGGAAUUUCUUCAUCUCAUUUUUUUAUCGGUAAGUAGUGCCAUCGCUUUGUAAUCUUGCCGCAAUCUUCUAGGUAACGUGUUAUUCUUCUUGUACGGUUUUCCUUUCUCAUGUAACCGAGUGCUCGUGUCACAAGUCACAGUAAUUUCCCGCUUCGAUGCAGCUUUAUGUAUUUCUCUUUCUGAUUUUGUGUUUCCAAUUCGCCUUAUUCCUGUUUGUUUACACAUUUUAUAUUUCUUAUAGUGCCGUUAUGAUGUUCAGACACCAGGGUGAGCUUAUUUUACCGUUUUAUUAGUCCGUUAAUUUAGGAUUCUUCUUGUUGACGCUCUUGUUACUUUAUCUUUAAGAAGAAAUGUCUAAUUCCCAAGGGCAGGCUGUAAUCACUUUAAUGGAAAAGAAGGGCAAAGAUCGUACUUUAAUAGAAAAUUAGACCCCUAAAACUUGCCCUUUAUUUACUUGCAAUUUAAAGAAAUGGAUAUAAGGUAGAUGAUAGUUGGAUGGACCUGGACUUUGAACUUUCCUUUUUUUCAGGGCGUUACAAAUCGAUAGAAAUCGAUCAUCGAAAACUAAUCGAUUACUCGAUAUUACUCGAUAAUACUCGAUAAUUGUUAAUCGAUUAGCUAAAAUAAUCGAUAGAAAUCGAUAAUCACAAGACUUAGACCGAGAUUAUCGAUUUUAUCGAUUUAUCCGGUCGAUUGAGGACAUUGAAAAAAAAAUUAUAUCAAGUCAAUUUAGAAUCAAGGAACUUUUUUCUUUCUUACCGAAAACUGAACGUCAAAACCUCUUCCAGUCUUGGCGAUAAUCUGUGAUAACCAGAUAACUCAUUCGCAUUUGAAGCAAUUUUUCUGAGUUUUUAGACUCGUAGCUCGGACGAAAACGACAGCACACUGUGUAAGCGGCGUAAGAACACCAGUGGAAUUGUUUACGCUGGUAAACGUGGCGUACUGCUACAACAAAAACCAUGUUGAAUUGAGUCAAUCUUGGAAUGAAUUUCAUUUCUGCAUAAGCUGAAUGUUGCUUUCUGUGCGUUCUAUGGCUGAUAUUUAACAUAAAUCGGCUUUGGUGAGUUAAUCAGCGGAUAAACAUUGGAUUUCCAGGUUUCCGGUUUAAGGUUUGUGGGUAGUACGCGUGGUAUGUGAUAGCAGAUGAUGGUGAAAGGUCACGUGAUUAAGAGUGAACACGUGAACAAGAAAACUUCCCAGACCACGAACCCACUUCAUUCGCAGUGCGAUAACAGCACACUGUACAAUUAAUCCUCUUAUUAAUGCUCAGUGUUAUUCCUUAUUCCAACAGGGUUGAAUUUGGUUUGAAAACUCGUACUCGUACUCAAUCUCGUACUCGUAGUCCAAUCUAAAGGUCUCUAUUUACUCGUCUACGCGUAACAAAGUUGGUUUACCUAAAACUGAACGAGCAUCGUUUUUGCGUUUUUUUUCUCUCGUUAUCGUUGAGCAUGUUUCAAUUUUUGAGUCUAGCGACAAGUGCAUUAUUAUUACAGUUUUAAAAACCUUUGUAGUUUGUUUACAGUACAUUAAGGCUGAUUAAAGGUAUUUUAUAUUAUCGACUCAAGGUGUGGGAUAAAGAAAGCGUAUGUGUUAACUCCAGAGUACAGUACGUUGAAGCCACCGACAAACCGCAUGCGGUUUAAGACCGGCUAGGGUUAACUUUACGUCUCGUCCGUCCUUAACUGCCUAUACCGGUCUUUUAACUGCUUUCAGUCUUUUAUCGUCGUUUCCUUGACAGGAAAUAUCAAGAACGGGUACUAUUUCCCGUUUUUUGGCCUUACGAUAUCCAUUUGCCUUUUGUUCCUUGCUUUUAAGCUCUGUCUUCUUCUUUGUCUGAGUUCCAUUGACGAAAUCGAUAUUUUUGAUAGAAAUCGAUAGAAAUCGAUUAAAAUCGAACUAUAAUUACAGAAAUCGAUAAAAUCGAUCAAAAUCGAUAAUCACAAAAACCUCCGCUAUCGAUUUCUAUCGAUUUUCGAUAUUAAUCAAGUAAUUAGUAUCGAAAAUUAUCGAUUACAAUCGAUUUUAUCGAGUAUCGAAAUUAUCGAUUUGUAACGCCUCGUUUUUUUCUGACAUUCAACAGAAUGGAUUUUGAGAUUAAGCAGUAAGAUUGUAUUUAUCGUACAAUGUAUCCAUUUCUUCUUUAAGGAUCAGAUGAUUAUGGUGUUAUAACUGCAGUGGAAACAGAAUUGUCAUCAGAAUCAUCAAGUUCAAACACUUCUGACAUACAUGGUACUAUAUUUUUUAUUUUUGUUAACUAUUAACCUUUUCUGUCAACCUUGUUCACUUCAAUAUGGGAGUUUUAGGUCUUUUUACAAAUUUGUCAAACUUACUAUAAUUAUGUGGAUUUUCGUUUUUCGUUAAUUUAUUGAAGUAGUUCCUCUUGUUUCUUUCUUUUUUUCUUAUAUACAUUUAAUGUACAGCUGUUAUAUAUUAGAUAUUGAAUUUUGAUGGUAAAAUAUCAUUUAGUUUUGGAGGGCAGUUUUUUGAUGGAAAUUCGGUUUCCCCCUCUUGCUUUCCUUUACCUACUGUACUUUUUAUAUACAGUUUUUUUAUAGUUAAAAGACAUCCCUUUUCUAUUCCUUUUGUUAGCAAAUGGCACCACUUUCACACACCUUGUCCAGAAUUUUGCAUCCCUUGUAACUGCUGUAAAUGCACUGUCUUUUAAGUACGAAUCAAUCACAAAAACAGAAUUUUUUUGACUUUAUAAAGCCAUAAAAUUCAUCUGUUAGCCCUUUUGGGCCCUUUCACCCAAAUGGCAGAUUUGCCUAUCCUUUUAUAUACUUCAACUAGUAAAACCCCAACCCUUUUAUAUACUUACGUAAAGACAGUUUGCUUCAAUGGCAAAACAUGUCAUGUUUGGCACCCUAUAAGAACAUGUUUAUCUUUGUCUUGUGUCCAAAAAUGCAACCAAUGGUGGCCUGUGUAAUAUUGCAGGAAGGUUUAUUCUCUUGGAGAGGGUGUUACAAGAAAGGGUGGAACAGUCAGCAAGAGCACAGGGAGCUGCACCCAUCCAAGAAACAGUCAAUGCAGAUCUACAGGAUGGCAGAUUUUAUUUCUUGUGCUGCAUGAAUUAUUAUGGUUGUUUGUACUGCCACUCUAAGAAUUGUCGUAGAGCUGGCCGGGCUGCCCACCACAAAUGCUCUUGCCAGCAGCCCAUUACAUUAUUGGUAUGAUUUUUGUAUUCACCUGAUGAAAAAUGACCAUUGAAUUGUGGUCAAAAUAGAGGUGCCCUUGAGUCCCUUAUAUAUAGGUCUCAAGGACUUUAUUAAUAGAAUAGUAACGCAGACCAAUCUACUCAAAAUAGAUCCAGUCACACUGAUGGUCACCUGGUCAUUAGUUGUUACUAAAGGUAUACAGGUGGUGGAAUUGAAGGACUUGGGGAAACUAUCAGUCAUGAUCUUGGGCUACUUAUGCUUCUUGAGCUUAAAAUCUAGUACUGGUGAAUUUCUGUAAACUAGGCUGAUUGGUGGCUGAAGAUAAUUUAUAGUAGAUCAACGCAGCAGCAUAAAAUUAUCUUCAGUUUUUCUUUUUCAUAAUUAAGAGAAAGUGUAUCACAUUUUGAGAACAUAUUAAUUUUUCACUCUAUUUCCUUCUUGUAGAACAGAGAAGGCAAUGGAAAGAUCCCUAGCCAUAACUGUGAGGACUGUGGCAAAAGCUUUGACCCCCAAGAGGGGAGACACUUCUGUGAAGCAAGAGUGAGUUUAAACACUUUUCUUAACACUGAUUACUGUUUUUAUUAAAUUCAGCACCAGAAUAGGUUGUAUAUGGGUUUGACUGUGACUUUCAAUGACACAUAAAAGUGAUUCUGAAAGAGCAGAGAGGUAAAUUAACUAUAAUUUUUUAAAUCUUGAACGUAACUGUAGAACAUUGUAAAGUUUCACUUCAUCUCAUGACUGUUCUUCUAUGUUUAUUUCUCCACUUCUGCAUUUUCAUGAAAGCAUUUUCAUUUUUAAAUGAAAAUGAGACAUAAAUCACAAGAAAUUCUACCAUUGUUCAGUGCAUCACUUGUCUCCUUUUGGGUAGCAUUUUUGAAUAAAGCAAUCAAUAGUGCAAACAUAUUAAUACAUUGUAUGUAUACAUAUGAACACCAAUGAAAUACCAGGCGAACUUUUGUGCAAAAACAUGAUAUCUACACGUGUGAAAAAUUUCAUGUUUUCUUCACAUGUGAAAAGAUCGCUGUUGAUAUGGCUACAUGAUAAAUCACACCCUUCGCAGCAAAAAAAACUGUUUAAGUGAAUUUCAUUGGGGUUUAUGCAGUAAAUAUAACAUAACUUGGUGGCUUAGAGAUACAAAAUUAUUCUUAGACUUUUGAAAAUAUUUCACACUUGAGCUUCACUUUGCCCACCUGGAAAUGUUUUCAACACUUGAAGAGAAAUUUUGUAUUUCCACGUGGCCAUGUAAAUGAUCGUUAAGAGUAGUAUUGUUGGGAGAUUUACCUGAGAAAAAAGCCAACAAUUCAAUGACAUUUAGUGAUGCGACCACUGGUUUUCCCAGGAAAUGACCUCUGAGGAACAAGGGCAGAAACUCUAGACAGAUGGCAGUUCACUAACCAGAUUUGGGUAGUGAUUCUGAUUGGUUAAUGUAAAUUUCCCUUGCAGCACAACAAAUCAGAAGCAUUGCCCAUAUCUGGGUAGUGACACAUCAUUAGUAUGGAAUUUCUGCACUCAUUCCCCAGUAACGUGGAAAACAGUGAUGUUGGCCCAAAAUCUUGGCUUUUUUCUCAGGCUACUACUAGCACCCCUUUUGACUUUCAUAUAUUUAUUCACUAUUUGCAGGUUGAUAACUUGAGUAACACAAGUACUACUACACCAACUGAGCAGAAGCAAGCUAAUACAGAGGAAGAGGAUAAUGGUACAAAUAAAAUGCAAGCUCAGUGCUCAGUGACAUAUUUUGUAAUAAUAUUAUUAUUUAUACUAAUCAUAGCUAUCAACUGUCCUGAUUGGCUAUCACCUGUCCUGAUUUCAGCACUAACAGGACAGUGUACGGGGCUCAAAGUUUAAAUUUGAGUUUGGGAGCACUUGUGCUACCAGAUUUAAAUUUUUAGGCGCACUGCCGAAAUUCUAGGCACACAGCUGAAAAUUUUAGGAGCAUAGCUUAUAAUGUUGGGAGCAUCUAUUUCAAAAGAAAAAGUAAAAAGCUUAACAGUGCCACGUUUAUUUGUCAUCUUCGGUUUGUUUCUGUGAUUGAUAAAACACAGCCGAUUUGCUACGCAGUAAUACCGUUGUGAUUUUUAAGACUAAUUUCUCUUUUUGACGGUACAGUUGUGUCUAAAGAAAACUUACACUUGAAAAACAAUUCAAAACUGACAACAAUGAGUGUGUCGAACGAGAAUGAAAAUUAACCUUUAAUGAAUCUGUUAAAUGCGCAACGACUUACACGUAACUAGAAUGCGACUUUAAAAACUUUCUUACCUGGAAAAAAGGCUCUUAAUCCGCACUGUUUUUGUUUUGAUUGACGUUAAAACUGAACGUUCGACAUGAUCGUCCGUUGCCCAAAAAGUAUGUGUUUCGUUCGUAGCAUAUAUUUGCAUUUGUCAGCGGUGUUUAUCACAAAACAGAAGAGUCUGGGAUGGAGUAAAACAUCGAAACGAAAAAGAACAUUCAAGUUCGUAGAAUCCAUUGGGAGAAAAGACCAAUUAAACAUACACCGUCUUUCUAGUUCGAGUUCGUAAGUAUAGUCGGAAGUAAGUCAGUCGCACUGUGCUUUGGGUUUUACGGCGCACAGGUGCGACUACACAUGAAUUUUUAGGCGCACAACUAAAAAUCCAGUCGCAUAUGCGACCAGUUAGUCGCUCACUUUGAGCCCUGGUGUAAUAGGACAGUAUGCGUCACGCCUAAGUAAUUUGACAAUACCUGCCAUUGGCAAUGGCUUUUUUUUUAACUUCUAGAAAAAGCUGUCGUAAUUUCUUGUGUUUUCUUGUAAUUUUAAAAAAGGACCAAAUCUCACAAACUUUGUUAUAGUUAUGAUUAAUUAGUUACAGAACUUUUUGUUGUCCAAUGUGGUCUGUAAUCAUACUCGUGAUUAAACAAGCUGGACUCAUGCUAUGCAGUCGUCCGAUUUUGUUAAUCACUUUGUCUUGUAUGAUUACAGACUGAAUUGGAUUCCACUCACUCCUUAGUACCAUUAUUUAUACUUUUAUCAAUACUAAAACCCCAUACUGGCAUUGUCUUUCUUCCACAGAGCAGACUAAGGCUACAGACCUUGCAGAUGCUUCUUUUUUGAUGAAACUGUUGAGAAGUAAACUUGUUAAGACCAAGAAUGAGGUUGAGGUACAGAGAAUUGACCCAAGUUCACCUUUGUACCCUGUCAAGUCAUUUGAGGAAUUACCACUGUAAGUACUGACCACCAUUCUAUUUCUUUUCCUCCUGACAUGAAAGGAUUUUAAAUUUCAAAGGUUUAUCAGUGACUAUUGUUAUUAUCAUAAAAUAAUAAAAUCUGUGUUGUAAUUUUUAUUAGGUCAGAACAACUCCGUCGUGGUGUUCAUGAUAUGGGUUUUAACAAACUACCCAAGAUUCAGGAAACAGCACUACCCAUGCUAUUAGCUGAUCCGUGAGUUACUGCAUGCUUAAUCCCUUGGAUUAGUAAUGGUAACAGGACUGAGUGGAGUCCAGUUCGGUCUGUAAUCAGACAAGUGAUUAACAAAAUCGGACGACCGCGUAGCGGGAGACCGAUUUGUUUAAUCACGAGUAUGAUUACAGACCGAAUUGGACGACACGGAGUUCUGUUACCAAUUAAUCAGAACUUUAACAAAAUUUAUGAUAUAAUAGGCUAUUUUUUAAAUCAAAACACAAGAAAUUCAAAAUUUUGUUUUGCUAGCAGUGAAAAAAAAAGCCAUUUAAGUGCGCGCGUGAUGGCGCGUACUGUCCAAUUACUUAGGCAUGACGCAUACUGUCCUAUCAAACUGUCCAAUUAAGGCUGAAAUCAGGGUAGUUGAUAGCCAAUCAGGUUUGACAAUUUUGUUAUAGUUAUGAUUAGUAAUGGUAACAGGACUGAGUGGAGUCCAAUUCGGUCUGUAAUCAUACGAGUGAUUAACAAAAUCGGACGACCGCGUAGCGGGAGACCGAUUUGUUUAAUCACGAGUAUGAUUACAGACCGAAUUGGACGACACGGAGUUCUGUUACCAAUUAAUCAGAACUUUAACAAAAUUUAUGAUAUAAUAGGCUAUUUUUUAAAUCAAAACACAAGAAAUUCAAAAUUUUGUUUUGCUAGCAGUGAAAAAAAAAGCCAUUUAAGCGCGCGCGUGAUGGCGCGUACUGUCCAAUUACUUAGGCAUGACGCGCACUGUCCUAUUAAACUGUCCAAUUAAGGCUGAAAUCAGGGCAGUUGAUAGCCAAUCAGAUUUGACAAUUUUGUUAUAGUUAUGAUUAGUAAUGGUAACAGGACUGAGUGGAGUCCAAUUCGGUCUGUAAUCAUACGAGUGAUUAACAAAAUCGGACGACCGCGUAGCGGGAGUCCGAUUUGUUUAAUCACGAGUAUGAUUACAGACUGAAUUGGACGACACGAAGUUCUGUUACCAAUUAAUCAUAACUUUAACAAAACUUGUGAUACAAUAGGCUAUUUUUUAAACCAAAACGCAAGAAAUUCGAAAUUUUGUUUUGCUAGCAGUGAAAAAAAAAUGCCAUUUAAGCGCGCGCUUGAUGGCACAUACUGUCCAAUUACUUAGGCAUGACGCGUACUGUCCUAUCAAACUGUCCAAUUAAGGCUGAAAUCAGGGCAGUUGAGAGCCAAUCAGAUUUGACAAUUUUGUUAUAGUUAUGAUUAAUUUUAUAAUAGUGUCCACAGUCUUCACAUAAUCAACACUGCUGGACUAGUAAAACCAUAUAACCAGAAUAAUUUAAUCUGAAAUAUUAUUAUAAUUCAGUGUGCCAUAUUAAGUGAGAUAAAACAUUAAUCAUGAAUAAAUUUCUUUUCUCUGUGGGUACUUACCUUGACUCUCCUCUUCACACUCCAUUAUGCAUAAGGCCUCUGACUUGUCCUUGAAAAGUGUGUUUGGUAUCAGUAAUAUUUUUUAUGGGAAUGAGACAUUAACUCACUCCUCAACUCCCAACCUGUUGGGGCUAGGCAUUGCAAUUUUAUUCAUCUGGCCCCAGUUGUUCAAAAGGUAGAUAACACUAUCCACUGGAUAGCACAAUAUUAUUGGUUUGCCUAACAUGUAUCAACUGGAUAGUGAUUUAUCCGAUGGCUAGUGCUAUCCAACUUUUAAACAACUGGGGCCUGGCCUUUCACCCAAAACCUGCCCAACACAGUUGGAACCCACCAAGAUGUGAAGUCCAAACCACCAUACAGUGUAGUUUUCAGGGUCAUCACGGCACACAAACCUCCCCUCCAUGUUAUAAAGGCACAACAUGUUUGGAAGGUGUCUUGGUGGGUAUCAAGUGGCAAUUGUAUAAAUGUUUGCUUUUUUGUUUGAUGUUUAGACCAAAAAAUAUGAUAGCUCAAUCACAGUCUGGGACAGGAAAAACUGAAGCAUUUGUUUUGCCCAUGCUUAGCAAAGUAGAUGCAACAAAAAACGUCCCUCAGGUAUUAUUUUGUUUUACUUCUUGUAUGUUCCUUCCUCCUGCACAACGUGCAAAAAAACAUAGAUUUGUUGAGGUACUUGCAAAGUGUGAAAUGGUAAAAUAAGGUGUAAGCAUUAUGGCAUCAUUUUCAUGUCUUGUUUGUUUCACCCAACAGACUGAGAAAAAAAAAGAAACUGCUUUUGGUCUACUGCCAAUAAUUGGUGUCAUUUGAAUGGUGAUUGGUCAGACUGUAGGAUUUCGUCUUAAGACUCGAAAGUAGAAAGCACUUAAAAAUUCCAUCUUCCUCUCUUGUAGUGAAAGAGUUACAUCAGGAAAAAACAUGAAGUGUUAGAUGAUGAAUAAUUUGUUCACAUAAAGCUGAAUUGUUGCAAUGAACUGAUUUUGUUGUGCUUUUAUCAAGGUUAUCUGUAUUUCACCUACAUAUGAGCGUGCUCUACAAACAGGACAAGUGGCAGAAAAGAUGGGCAAAUUGUGUCCUGAAGUCAAGAUUGGUUAUGCAGUGAGGGGGAAGAGAGGUGAGAAACUUGAGCCAGGAAAAAUAAUUUUGUGCAAGGCAUAGGCCUGAGGGUGAGGGGGGAAUACCAUCCUGUCUCGCUCAGGGGUGUAAAUUUUGGAUUUUUUGCCAAUAUUUUUAGCCUCUUAGGUCUUGUUUGGGGCUGUGGUCAUAAAAAGCUUGAGCCUUUCCUCAAUUGGUAUCCUUAAGGGUUUAAUUCAAUCUUUGGUACAAGCAUCAUUCUCAAACUGUAGUUUGCCAUAAGAGUGCACUUGUCUACUCGUCCCCAGAAACAGGCCAGCGGGGUGGGGGGUUGCAUUAAGCAGCUUGCAAAGAAAGUAAUCUAAGUUAGCCCGGGGCUAUAAGUGGAGUUUGCUAAAUGGCUAGUGAAUUCUUGUCUUAACUUAAGUUUUAUAGGGAGUUGUUAAAAAAAUUAUUACAGAGGAACUGUAAUCAAUCCUUCUCAACAAAAAUUUUUUUCCGUGCAAGUUGAAAUGACUUUAGGGCUAGCUACAGCUUACGUAAAUGGCAGGCUUUUAAGCCCGCUUUCUUUGCACCCUGGUUAAGGCCUAUAGAUACGGCUUAGCAUUGUUUUUAUUUUGUCGCUGAAGAAAAUGAUUAUUGUAUAUUCCAUAAACAGCCUUUAAUGUUCUUAAUCCCCUCUCUUUCUCCUUUCUACAGUGUCAAAAGGUCAGAAAGUUACAGAUCAUGUAAUUUUUGCUACACCUGGAACUCUACUAGACUGGAUUCUGCAUAGAAAAGUGCUGGACCCCAAAAAAAUAAAGAUGUUUGUGUUAGAUGAUGCUGAUGUCAUGAUAGCGUUACAGGGACACCAGGAUCAGUCCAUUAGAAUAUACAGGUAAGGCUACUACCCUUUCGUCAUACUUACGGAUCAAACUGGCCAAAAAAAUCUCUAAUACGUCCUUUCAAUGCGAUUAUAAAUAAUCAUAGUUACUAGGAGAUUUUCUGUUGGCCAGCAAAUGAUCACCUUGGACAUAUGCGUUUGCAUCAUUUCCACAGAGGUUUGUCUUCUGGUUUCGCUUCGAAUAGCUUUACCACUCUUUUCCCUUUUGUUUGUUUCCUUCUACCCACCUACCUCUUUUGUUCCUUGGAGGGAACUCCAUUCGGUUAACUUGUCUUUUUUGAUCUUCAGUAUUCUCCACUGAGAGACUAGUGUGACAGGUUCCAAGGGCAGAUAGUCCAUGGAAGGUUGGCUUUGUUGCCCCACUUUAGUUGCAAUGUGAAUACUGAACUUAAGAAAUAAUGUAUUUCCUCUGCUUUAGGACCCUGCCUAAAGAUUGCCAAAUGCUUCUGUUUUCUGCAACCUACGACGACGAGGUGAUGAAAUUUGCCAAGACAGUAGUACCAGACCCUGUCAUCGUUGGGCUGUGUAGGGAAGAGGAAAGCCUGGACAAUAUCAAGCAGUACUAUGUGGUGUGUCAUGACAAAGAGGAUAAGUUCAAGGCACUCUCCAACAUAUAUGGCGCUGUGUCUAUUGGACAGGGUAUCGUUUUCUGUCACGUAAGUGUUAAAAAAAAUUCCUUCCAGGGUGUUCAGUCCCUAUUUUUUCCUAUUUUUUCCUAUUUUUUGAGCCUAUUCCUAUUUUCUCCUAUUUUUAAACUAAAACCUCCUAUUUUUUUAGCUGGUGAAGCCAAAAUUUGUAACAAAAUUGAAAAUGGAAUUGUAUUUGUAUGUGUUUUUGAGUGAAAUUAUCAUAAAACAAGUAUUAUGUUGACUUUGAUGUUCUAAUAUUAGUAAAAAUGACAGUUGCGUUUGUUCUUUCCAUGACCUCUACUGCCUAUUAGAGUUCUGUUGACAUUUUUCCUUAUAUUGUUACUUUUAGUAUAAUUUUCUAGUGCACCUACAUGUGUUGUAUGAAGUGUCAUAGUCCUCAUGACUAUUGAAUAAUAUUGUGUAUAGCCCACUGAAACUGCAUUUCAGUAUCAUCUGUACAUAUUAUAUUUUAUUUUGAAGUCUUGCUUGCUUUUAUGUUCAUCUUUGAAACUGAAAACAGGAUCAAGAUGUCCUCUCAUGAUCACAACACAGGCCAGAUAAAUAUUAUCCGAUCAGCUUCUCGUUUUUAAAACCAGUCACUAGCUUAUUCUGGAUGAUACAUGAAAAGAACAGACUAAAGUUUAGUUAACGUCACUAGCUCUCUUGGUGAGCCCUUGUUAACAGCUAUACCUAAGCAACAGAUGAAGGAUCUAAUAUUUUGGUUCCGAAACCCAUCUUGCAGUCACAGCUAAGCAGAGUGUUAUGUUCUUCUUAGAACUUACCAUGACACACUUACAAUCUGGUAACAAAUAGAUCAGUGUCAUUUUGCAUACACCGCAGAAAGCCCUGUUCUGUACUUAAAAUUUUGCAGUCUUUUCUCAAACAAGUAUAUUCUCAACCAGCUCAAGUACUGGACAACUAUUCUUCAAUGACAACUCAAUCGUAAGGAAUUUCUAUCCUAAGAAAUGUCACUCUUCAAAGCUUUUCAAAGAUUUGCCGUCAACUUGAAGGGAAUUUUCAUAUUAUCACCUUUGAUUACAGAACCACGCUUAACCUGUGGUCAAGCAUAUCACUCUGAUUACAGCGUAACUGAGCCAAGAAACUGAUCAUUUUCACCCCUUCUUAGUGGCGAAAGUUGAUCUAAAUCCUGAGAACAUAGAAUCUGAGGACUUGUAGCCUUUGUUAUAACCGUGAUGGGGUGUAGGGAGGCUAUCUUUGUCGACAAAAGUACUAAUGAUUUUCCUAUUUUUCUCCUAUUUUUUAAUACAAAGUUUCCUAUUUUUCCUAUUUUCUCAAUCCUGAGUUUCCUAUUUUCCUAUUUUUUGGAGCAACCAUGCUGCUGGACACCCUGUCCUUCCCUCCCCUUCCUUUUUCCUUUUCCCUGAUUCCCAUCCAAAUCCUUCCUCGCCCCAGUAAAUGACUGCAAAGCAGCCUAAAUUUUAGUUGCUAUUCAGAAAAUUUUCUCAACCCCAGGAUGUUUUGACUUUUAUGUAUGCCUGUGUCAUUUCAGACUUGGAAAUCUGCCUCUUGGCUGGCAGAGAAGAUGACAGAGAAUGGUCAUUUGGUAGCGCUGUUGUCAGACAAAACCACAGUAGAAGAGUGGCUAGCAGUAUUUGACAGAUUCCGCGAUGGCAAGGAGAAACUGCUGAUAGUAGCUGGUGUCAGUGCUAGAGGCAUUGAUGUGGAACAGGUAAGUACGCGUUGGCUUCCAUAAGUAUUACUCAAGACCCUAAAGGUCCUGGGGUUUUGUUUUGUAUUAUUUUGUUUUACCAGCUUUUCUGAGCACAGGCCUGCCCAGAGGGAAUGGACACGAACGGGACUCAUAGGUCCUAUGCAAGGUGCCAUCCCUACCCAAUCCCACAACCCGUAAAGGUUGGCCACACCACCGGGGUCUACGUCACCUACUUUUUUUGAAUAGUUUUGUGGGUUCUUUUACAUCCCACAUGAACAGAUCAGUGAAAGUGCUUUGAGACAGAACCUAUGGUUUUUCGUCGUUAUCUGAGAAGACUAGAAAGUCCAAACAUUUGCAGAUGUCAUUACAAAGGUAGCACUUUCUUCUCAGUUAUUUAAAGACCCUGCGUGUUGGUCUGGUUUGAACCCGCAACGCUCCACUCGACAGACCGGCACUCUCCCAACUGAGCUAACCAGGUGGCGCGUGGAAAGAACGGGAGGAUCAUUGGCUCCCCCCCUCCUUUCCCUUUCCCAUAGGCUUACCCUUUUUCUCCUUCUGUUUACCCUGUUCCAAACAGAGAACCAGGGUCUCUCCCCUUUCCUAUCUUCUCCCGUCAGCUUGCGCUUUUUCUCCUUUUCUUUGCCCUGUUUCCAAGUAAGAGCCAGGGUAGGUACUGUACAUUACUCCCUAAAAAUUUGGGUAGGGAUGUAUGGUAUAUAAUAUGCUCCUUAACUUACCUUAUCUUAGACCAUAGUGAUUGGGCCAGGUUUUCAAAUUUUGAUUCUAUGCCUGCAAAAACUACCAAAAGGUUAUUAUUUUCAGUGCUCACUGAUGAAAUUUGUUUGAAAAUUUUUCCUAUGGAUUAAGAAACUACGUAAUGACUUGAGCACAGAAGAGAUUCGCUCGUUACAUAGCCACCCCCCCCCCCCAUUCCCUAGUGGAGCCAGUGCCCUUAGUAAUACAGUGUUGUUUUAUUUUUUGUUUUGUUGCUAUAGGUUACCAUCGUAGUUAAUUACGAUAUGCCAGUUGGGCCCUCGGGUGAACCUGAAUACAAAAGAUACUUACACAGGAUCAGCAAGACUGGCUGGUUUGGCAAGAACAGCAUUGCCGUCAACUUCAUUGAUGGUCAGCAGUCUACGACGAUUAUAAAGAAAAUCGAAGACUAUUUUGACAAGCCUAUAGUGCCCUUACGGUGUGACGAUGUGGAUCAAAUUGAAAAAUUGGAAUUAGGCUACUAGGGGGUUAUAACAUAUAGCCUAGAAGUAGCCAAUCAGAAUGCAGCAUUGAUAAUAGACCACUAGUUGGAUUUUACUAAUAUCAGAGAGUUUCUGAUAUUAUUUGAUUGAUGUUAUUGUUCAGUUAGUGGCUUAUUCUGAUCUUAGGACCACACACCUUUUUUUUUCGACAGUUGGCUUGAAAGAAGCCUUCCCAGUCUAGAACAACUUGAUGUUUUUUUUUAUGCUGAACUGUAUUUAUUUUUCUCACUAGUAGUAUGCAGUUUCAAUUCACAUGCCUUUUUGGUCGAUAGUUUUUAUCCCUGUCAGUCUUAGGUGGCUUUUCAUUUGUCAAAACUGACUGGCCAGACCAUUCCCAUGGUAAUGAGGAUUUCACUUUCAGUCUAAACUAUCCAGCUAGAUCAGUCAAAUCCUAAAUAGUAUGCAUGAAAGGGAUAGUUCUUCAGCAAAAGUAUUGGAAAAAGCCUAUUUCAUUUUUAAAACGACAGGUUCAGCAAACGUCCAGCUGGCCAGUCCUGACAAAUGGAAAGCGCCCUAAGCUGGGAUUGGAAGUAGCCUUCCCAGUGUAGUACAUUUUGACAUUUUUAUACCAACCUGUAUUUACUUAUGAAAACAAAAAAACGGAAAAAAAUCUUUAAGUAUAUGAUACAGUUAAAACCCACGACAAAGAACCUGGAAGUGUAAAAACCUGUUUGGCUAAAAUUUUCCAUUUAAUCGCCCUCUAUACAAGAACCUGUUUAGUUUAAAAUUUGAAACAGGUUCUUAUUAAUUUUCUAAAAUCUCUAAAAAAAAAGACCGGUACACUUUGGUAAAUAAGAUAAGGAUCGCCUUUGGAGACAAUCAUAGGUAAUUUAAGUGUGUGGGUUAUUUACAUAUGUGGUUCCACCACAAUAAAACAAAAAUGUAAUGUAAUGUAAAGUUGUGCUUUUGAAUAGCUUUAGAAGCAAUAUCAAACACUUGGAAGUGUUCUUCAUCUGGUUUGAUACAAUAGCUCACUUCGGAAAAGAGUGAUAGCCUGGGACCGAAACUAUGCGGGCACCCAUUUAUGGGAUUAUUUGGGGGGACGCGAAUGUAAACGAACAUGGCGGAAAGCGAAGUGGAAUGUUUCAGGGGAGUUGCUGAAGUUAUUUGUACACAAAGGCACACAACAAGUUGCAUGUCUCGUCAUAAUUCAAGGUGAAUGCUCGACUUGUCCCCCAAAAAUCCCAUAAAUGUUCGCGCGCUUAGUUUGGGUCCCAGGCUAUCACUCUUUUCCGGAGUGAGCUAUUGUCCUUUUAAAUGGACUUGUGGUGAGAUGUUAGUAAUAAGGUGUGC